AUGUCAGCGUGGCUGCUGAGUCACCUUUGUCUUAACAGGGACACAGGCGACUCUGUGCUCAAAUCAGAGUUGAUAGGUGCUGUGCUGCAUCUGCUCGACGACAAGAAUCAGGACAUUGCAGAGAAGGCGCUGUGGGUGCUCACCAAUCUGACCAUCUGCAUCGAGCACUCUCAUCAGCUGAUCGAGUACAACGCCGUCGACAUUAUGAUCAACAUUAUCAAGCGCAGCAACUAUGGUCUGAUCACGCUGGCUGCCGUCCCUCUGCGCAACCUGCUUCACAAGGACACAUGCGGCGAGUAUCUGGACAACCAGCGCGUGCUCUGCCACAGCGGCGCCAUCCAACACAUCUCCAAACUUCUUGGCUCACGCUCGCCUGCACUCACCAACGAGGUCAUCAUCUCACUCACCUCCAUCAUCCAUGUACUUUCAAUCUAUCACCCCUUGAUCAGAAGAAUCAUAGCCAUCUCUGGCGUGCUGAGUCAGCUGAUAUCAUUCCUCUCGUCACCAUCAUCGUCAUUGCAGGUCAAGGAACAGGUUGCCAAGAUCUUGAUCAAUCUUUCGCUGACAGAGGAAACAGAGCGUCCAAUCUUGGACUCGGGCGCCAUCAUGCCCUUGGUGGACAGCAUCGUGUCGAUCAGCUCACCACUCAGUCUCAAGUCACUCAGCAUCAGCUGUCUUGCCAACCUAACAUCAAACGCAGACAUCAGGAAAGUCUUACGCUCCAAGUACCUCAUCGAAGGCCUCAUAGACAUUCUCAAGGAUCGCCAAUCACUCAACUCACAACUACUCGAGGCCAUCUCAUUAUCCAUCGCCAAUCUGUGUAUUGAUGACAUGUGUAGAUAUAUCAUUGCAGAGUCAGAGUGCGAUGCAGAGCUAUCAAAGCAUGUGGAUUAUCCACAUGCACAGGUUAGGGAGUCGAUUAUAAAGGCGUUGGAUAACAUUCGUGUACCAGUGUCACCGAGCAUUGGUGGCGAAUUGAUUAGGGACGACAUGUCUGACCUGGACUUGUGGGACGUUGGCAAUGGAGGCUCGGCUGGCGGCUCCGCCCAAUCAUCACCACGCGCUGGAAUGCACAGACAAUCACCAAAUGGAGCCUCACUCAAUCUGGGAAGUCCCAGACUGAGGCGGGCCGACAAGGACAAGGCAGUUCAGUCACCAGAGGAAGCGAGCACAUUUAGACGAGGCAAGAUCAUCAAGGAGAUCAUUGACACUGAGCGAUCGUUCAAGAGCGCGCUAAGCAUCUGCAUCAGAGUGUGCUACAACCCUCUGGUGGUCACAUCGGCCACCUCGCCCAUCCUGCCCAAGGAGGUGGUGACCAAGAUCUUCAGGAACAUCGAUAAGAUCUACCGAGUCAACUGCGAGUUCCUCAAGAAGCUGAUGUCAUUGUCAGCCGAGCCCAGUGUUGGCGAGAUAGUAGACGCAUUCGUCUGGCUCUGGGACAAUCCACUCACAACCAGUGCCUACCGCUACUACAUCAAAAAGUUCAACAAAGCCAUGGACCUGAUACAUGACAAUCGUGUCAAAGUGCCCAAGUUCAAAGAGUUCCUGGAUAAAUGCCAAUUCUCUGAUCAUUGCAAGAGCGAGACGUUGGAAUCAUACCUGAUUCGACCCAUCCAAAGACUACCAAGAUACAUGCUGCUCCUCACCGACUUGCUAUCACAUACACACGACAAGGACGACAAGGCAGCACUGGAGACGGUGCUUGCUCGCACAAAGACGAUAAUUGACCAGUUGAACGAGUCGAAGAGAACUGCCGAGAACAAGGAAAAGGCCAAGAUGCUUAAGGAGAAGGUUGUAGGACUGCAGGAAGGCUUCCAAAUGGUGUGUGACGAGCGACGUCUCCUCAAAGAAGGUCUAAUGAUGGAGUCAAGACAAAAGAAGGUAUCCAAGUAUCGCCAUCUCAUCCUCUUCAAUGACUUCCUAUUCUUCACCAAGCCAACCCGCAACAAGUACGUCGUACUACAAUCCAUGCCAUUGCUCGAGGUCAAAGUAGUUGAUAUGAACAACAACAAUGACUUGGAGUACUCAUUCAGGAUAUUAUGGAGCAACAGGGAGGAUAGGAAUGAGAAUGGUAUUGUGAUAUCAACGUCUAAAUUGGAGGAGAAGGAGGAUUGGAUGCGUGAGAUACGUGAGGCAAGCAAUGCAUUGAAGCGUGCCAAUCUCAAUCUAAAGAUGAACAACAAUGUUGGUGGCGGCGGUCUGCUUUCCACGAGCAAUGGCAAUGGCAUUGGCAAUUCAUUAUCCCAACCGAAUAAAUCUCCUAGAGGCGUGCACGAGAGUAAGUGA
Messenger RNA from Acytostelium subglobosum LB1, 2286 nucleotides. RefSeq lists its product as hypothetical. The record is from RefSeq and is a predicted model, not a curated record. Gene Ontology annotation, biological process: intracellular signal transduction. Bases 1 to 2286 code for a protein of 761 amino acids. The transcript has 6 exons. NCBI's taxonomy places the organism in Eukaryota, Evosea, Eumycetozoa, Acytosteliales, Acytosteliaceae. Gene Ontology annotation, molecular function: guanyl-nucleotide exchange factor activity; protein binding.